GCCGGAGCGGCGGCGGCGGUGGACUGACUGACGUGGAAAGAUGGUGAAGGAAACCGGCUACUAUGACUUGCUGGGGGUCAAGCCGUGCGCCACCAUAGAGGAAAUCAAGAGGGCCUAUCGACGGCUGGCACUGAGAUACCAUCCUGACAAGAACCCCAGUGAGGGGGAGCGGUUCAAGCAGAUUUCUCAAGCCUACGAGGUGCUGUCGGAUCCCCAGAAGAGGUCGCUGUAUGACCGCGGCGGGGAGCGGGCCAUGAAGGAAGGAGGCGUGGGGGGAAGAGGAGGCUUCGGGCCCCCGAUGGAUAUCUUUGACCUGUUCUUUGGAGGAGGAGUCCGCAUGCACGGGCCCCGGGUGGAGAGGAGAGGAAAGACAACUGUGCACCAGCUGCCUGUGACCCUGGAGGAUUUGUACAGUGGCGCCACUCGGAAGCUCUCUCUGCAAAAGAACGUCAUCUGUCGGAGCUGUGGCGGCCGCGGAGGAAGGGAAGGCCUCGACACGCGGUGUUCCAAGUGCCACGGCUCUGGCGUGGAAGUCAUUGUCCACCAGCUGGCGCCGAACGUGGUGCACCACAUCCAGACAAUGUGCUCCCAGUGCCAGGGCCACGGGGAGUGGAUGCGGCCCCUGGACCGCUGCCUGGCCUGCAAUGGCAGGAAGGUCGUGCGGGAGAAGAAGGUGCUCAGCGUCCACCUGGACAAAGGCAUGGCAGACCGGCAGAAGAUCACUUUCCACCAGGAAGGAGAUCAAGUGCCAGGCCUGGAGCCCGGAGACAUCGUCAUUGUCCUGGACCAGAAGGAGCACCCGGUCUUCCAGCGCCGCGGCAACGAUCUGAUUAUCAAGAAGGAGGUUGACCUGGCGGACGCCCUCUGCGGCUGCAAGACAGUCGUCCAUACCCUCGACAACAGGCGGCUGCUCGUCACCUCACGGCCAGGGACCAUCAUCAAGCCGGGGGAUGUCAAGUGCAUUCCCAACGAGGGGAUGCCCAUCUACCGCAGCCCAACCCAGAAGGGGAAGCUCGUCAUUCAGUUCCAGGUGAAGUUCCCGGAGCCCGGCUGGCUCCCCACGCACCAGCUCCGCCAGUUCCAAGCCUUCUUCCCACGCCGCGAAGAGGUCAUGGCCACGGAGGACACGGAAGAGGUGGAACUGCGGGAGUAUUUUCCUCACCUGGAGUCCGGGAGGCGCUUCACGGGGGAGGCCUACCACGAGGAGGACUGUGAGGACCCCAUGAGGCACAAUGUCCAGUGCCAGACCUCGUAG
This is a messenger RNA of Euleptes europaea (tarantolino), 1255 nucleotides long. RefSeq names its product dnaJ homolog subfamily A member 1-like. The coding region runs from base 41 to 1255 and encodes 404 amino acids. NCBI's taxonomy places the organism in Eukaryota, Metazoa, Chordata, Lepidosauria, Squamata, Sphaerodactylidae. Gene Ontology annotation, molecular function: Hsp70 protein binding; ATP binding. Gene Ontology annotation, cellular component: cytosol; cytoplasm. The transcript has 8 exons. Gene Ontology annotation, biological process: response to heat; protein refolding. The record is from RefSeq and is a predicted model, not a curated record.